AUGGGGAGGGCGCCGUGCUGCGACAAGGCGAGCGUGAAGAAAGGGCCGUGGUCGCCGGAGGAGGACGCCAAGCUCAAGGCCUACAUCGAGGAGAACGGCACCGGCGGCAACUGGAUCGCGCUGCCGCAGAAGAUUGGGCUGAAGAGAUGUGGCAAGAGUUGCAGGCUUAGAUGGCUGAACUACCUGCGGCCAAACAUUAAGCACGGUGAUUUCACGGAAGAAGAGGAGCACAUCAUUUGUAGCCUCUACAUUAGCAUCGGGAGCAGGUGGUCGAUCAUCGCGGCGCAGCUGCCGGGGAGAACGGACAACGACAUCAAGAACUACUGGAACACGAAGCUGAAGAAGAAGCUCCUCGGGAAGCGCGCGCCGUCGCGCCGCGCCCGCGCGAACCAGGACCCCUGUGGUCUAGCAGGCGGCGGCGCAACAGGCGGCGCCGCCAGCUGCGGCGGCGGCGGAACCGCGGCGGCGCAAGACCUGAGCUCGUCGGCUCUCGAGCGGAUCCAGCUCCACAUGCGCCUCCAGGGCCUCUACAGCGCAUUCGGCUGCACCGCCAGCAGCAACGUCGUCACGCCGCCGCAGUGGCCCAAGCUGGAGACGCUGAUGCCGAACAGACCGCUCCCGGCCGUUCAGCCGACGGACGCCGUCGCCACCGCUGCCACCGUGCAACACCCCCCUCACCUGGUCGUCGGCCAGCACACUCUCGGCGCCGUGGCCACCGCCACCACCUCGGAGCCGUUCCAUGCUGAGCAACUCGACCCUGCGGCGGCCGGUGCGAACUACUUGCCGGGAUCCCUUGACCAGAGGGCCAAGCUAGGGUUUUGCACUUCUUCUGCUGAAGCUUCAGCGGGAGUGACCAGUGUAGAGAUGACCUCGUCGUCAAUGGCGAGUGGGUUCGCCGGCUACGGUAUCCACGACGAGCUAUAUGACUUCCUCUACAAGUGUGAAUCAGGAGCGCAAGACAGCCUCAUCCCUUCCUUGCCGGAGCUGCAGUGCCCGGACGGCAGCGCCAUCAUCGGCGCCGACGAGAAGUUCUCGACGUGGACGUCGUCUUGCGACUAUGGUUCGGGCGGCUCCGGCGAAUACGGUUUAGGGUAUGAUCAAUAAUAGAUUUUGCUGUGGUGCGCUAGCUACAUAUAUAUUACAUUCAGUGAUAUGAUCCAAUUGAUAGCUAGUACUUGGUAUAUGAUAUGCAUGUAAGCUCGGUUUCGAUUGAUCUUGAACUUUCUGUUAAUACUUAAAUGAAUGUAUGUGAAUUAAAUUAAACUACUGGUUUAAUUGCCAUGUUUUU
Molecule: messenger RNA, 1288 nt
Organism: Oryza brachyantha (malo sina)
Lineage: Eukaryota; Viridiplantae; Streptophyta; Magnoliopsida; Poales; Poaceae
Product: transcription factor MYB36-like
Exons: 3
Coding region: 1-1104 (367 amino acids)
Source: RefSeq, a predicted model, not a curated record